Cyphellophora attinorum is the source of this 2055-nucleotide messenger RNA. RefSeq lists its product as uncharacterized. Gene Ontology annotation, biological process: regulation of transcription by RNA polymerase II. Bases 1 to 2055 code for a protein of 684 amino acids. The transcript has 2 exons. The record is from RefSeq and is a predicted model, not a curated record. Lineage: Eukaryota; Fungi; Ascomycota; Eurotiomycetes; Chaetothyriales; Cyphellophoraceae. Gene Ontology annotation, molecular function: DNA-binding transcription activator activity, RNA polymerase II-specific; zinc ion binding.
AUGUUCAUUGAUCCCGGCCCCAAUCCGGAGUAUUUCAGCAGCUGGGGGGACUUCGGUAGCCCUACCGGAACAACCACUCGCCCCUACUCUCCACCCCUUACUCAACUGCCAUCGUCCUAUGAUGGUUUCGACGCUCCAUUCAGCGCCAUCAUGAGCCUCAGCACAAGCGGCAGUGGCAAGCAGCCGCGAACCUUGGCGCCCAACCUGACGCGCCGCUCCCACAAGAAGUCUCGUGCUGGCUGCUACACCUGCAAAGGUCGCAAGAUAAAAUGCGGCGAGCAGAAGCCGAAAUGCAUGAAUUGCCUGACCAAGGGCCUCGACUGUAUAUAUCCCGCCGUUACUGACACAGCUCCGACCAACAGCACAUCAACAAGCAAGGGCAGAAGCAGACAUGAUGGCGGCAGCACGGCCUCUUCCGCGACGCUGUUCAGGCGCUCCCAUUCCGCAUCACCAGCCACCAAUCCCUCAAAUCAUACCUUCAACAUGCUCGACAUGCGCUUCUUCCACCAUUUCCUCACAAACGCAUAUCCACAUUUGCCACUUGGAAACGACCACGUCUGGGUGAACGAGAUACCGCAAUUUGCGGAAGCGCAUCCUUACCUCAUGCACGCCAUCCUGUCCCUCGGCGCAUCGCAUCUCUCCCGACUCACAGGCACAGACUAUCGCAAGGAGUCGCUCACGCAUCGUGGUCUCGCCAUCUCGGGCCUGAAUGCGGCUUUGUCUCAACCUUCCACGACUACACCAUCUAGCACUUCAGGCACAACGGUGCCGGACGUAGAGGUCAAUCUCAACACCAACCCUCCCGCAGCUGUCGCAAACCCACAAGCAUACGGCUCGCCCGAUGCAAUGCUCGCCACGUGCUAUGCCCUGACGUUCCAAGCGUCGUACAUGGGCGGGGCUGAUGGCCUAGCCGACUUCAUUACCAUGGUCCGCGGCUGUGCGCUCACCACUGCGAAGAUAAAGUCCGAUGACAUGCCGACGGCUUUCAACCUACAGCCCAAUUGGCACUUCAAGGUCAUGGCGCCGCGGCUUGCGAGCCUGCCGAGGGUUGAUAGUGGCCUGUGUGAAGAUGGAAUUCGAGGGCUAGAGCUGAUACUGGGAGAAGUUCUGUUGGUCGACAGGGAGCAUGAGGAUGGCGCUGGUGUCGAAAGGCGAGAUAUUGAAAAUUGGGAGGUCGGAGAGGUGGAGGCGAACUUUUGUCAGAGUCUGAUAGAGGUGCUGGAGGCGCUGGUGGUGAGUCCGCAGGGUGGGUAUUUAGGCUUCGCGGGCUUGUAUGCUGUGUGGUACGAACUCCCACCACAACAAUUCAGCACCUUUCUCUCGCCACGGAACCUUCCCUCCCAACUGCUCCUUUCGUACUUUGUGGCUCUGCAGAUGCUCAUGGUACCUCUCGCGGUGUACGAGUGGCCCGAACGGGCGGAGAGCGCCAAGUCACGGGUACUGACAGGGACGGUAGAGUGGGCAGAGGGUAUUUUCGAGCGACUGGCGGAAGACGACAGGCAACGGAAGUCGAAAAAGUCGGCCAGGCGGAAGCCGCGACACCGAGAAGUGGACGAAGAGGAGGAAGGAGUUGACCUGACCUGGGAUAGAUACCUGAAGUGGCCUAAGCGGAUCAUGGGAAUAGUGACGAGGGAGAUCCGAGGCGACCUUGACGCCGUGGAAGAGAGAAGGGCCCUGCAGAGGAGUGCGAUGGGCCUGGUCGUGAAGGAUGAGGAUAGAGGCGUCAAUGUGUUGAAGUUGGGAUUACCAAUCAGCCCGGCAACAUCAGAAGCGGACGGAGAUGCAGAAGACUCUACAGGUUGGUUCGAACAGCAGACACAAGAGGAAAUGUCGAUGAUGGCGACUAUCAACCUGCCGCUCGAUCACAGUGUCGAGGCCUCCGAUGCGAUGUAUGGCUAUUGGGACGAUGGGGCCGGGGACUACGAUGAUGUGAUUGCUGAUCCGGGCAUGAUGACGAGCAUUGGAAUGGAUAACAUGUCGGCGGCGACAGUAACGCAUUCGAUGGUGAUUCCGAGCAUCAUGGAGCCGAUCGACUUGGAUGUUGAUAUGAUCUGA